Molecule: messenger RNA, 4122 nt
Organism: Lecanosticta acicola
Lineage: Eukaryota; Fungi; Ascomycota; Dothideomycetes; Mycosphaerellales; Mycosphaerellaceae
Source: the annotation of a GenBank genome assembly
AUGGCUCACAACUACAUAAACUCGCCGGGCACGGAUGCCACUGGCAACACCUUUCUGAGCCCGGACAAGCAUCCUGCCAUUGACCUUUCUUUCGCCCAACCUUUCGCGUCGCCCUCAAAGAAUCCUGCACAGGAUCUUCGGAAUCAAAUGCGCGGUCUGCGAGGCGCACCCAAGACCGCACAGACACCGCGUGCCCGGACGGCCCUUGUCGACAAGCGAAAUCCCAUGGGCAAACAGGAGUUCACGCCACUCCUGAAGAGCGCGAAGCGAAAUCAGCUUAUGCAGCAGAGCAUUUUGGAGGAGAAAGAGAACACCGACUCGUCGAGACUCAGAACACCCGCCGGCCUGCGACAGAGCUAUGGGAGCAGAGCCACGCCAGGCCUGCCCGUGGAGUCUUCGAUGCUAGACGAGCCGACCGGAAGCUCCAGUGACAGAGAUGCGACGCCCAUGGCACCUCAAGUAUCGAGCUCGUCGAUGAUAGACUCAACGCCUAUGCCACAGCUACCCGAUCGCAACAAAGGCGGCGUGCUGGACCAAGGAAACGUUCUCACCCUGCGCGACCAGGAAGCUAAACUCGACCAGAUUCAGAAGGACAACUUUGGUUUGAAGCUGAAGAUACACUAUUUGGAAGAGGCUCUGCGCAAGAAUGGAAAUGAGUAUCACCAGAGAACCCUGAAAGAGAACGUGGACCUCAAGACAAGCAAAGUUUCUCUUGAACAAGAUCUCAAGCGGCAGCGUAAGCGAUUACAAGAGGCCGAGCACCAACUUGAAGAGUACAAGAUGUAUCUCCAUGAGUACCAAGAGAAAGUCAAGAAGCGUCACGCGAGCGAACGCGAUCAGGAGGAAUUUGAUCGGCUGCAGAAGAUGGCAGAGGAGUCGCAGAAGAUCGCAGACGAGCGGGAGGCCGAGUUGGAAGACAUGCGCGAGAAGCUGGGUCAGGCGGAACAACUCCAGGCCUCUGAGAACGAGGCGCAGCGCUUGAAGGAAGAGAUGGAAGACUUGGAGCAAGACCUGCGCGACCGCGAUCGCCAGCUGGAUGAGAAGGAAGCACAGCUCGAAGAUCUCCAAUAUAAGCUUCGAGACGCGGAGAAGGCACAGAACGACUCAGAGGAGCUACAAAAGCUCAGAGAUGACAUGCAGGACCUAGAACAAGACAUACGAGAUCGCGAGCGUCAGCUAGACGAGAAGGAUGAGAGACUGGAGAAAUUGCAAGAGGAGCUCAAAGCCGCGAAGGCCGAUCUGCAAGGCGCCGAGCAUCUGCAGCAAGACGUCGAAGAACUGGACGCCGAUCUCAAAGACAGAGAUGACGAGCUGGAUCGCAAGAGAGCAGAGAUAAUUGAGCUUCAAGCGCGCGUCAACAGCGUCUACGACCGUGAAGCCUCAACCAAGAAACUGCGUGGUGAUGUUUCUGGGCUGGAAACCAAGCUUCGAGAGAAGGACCAAGAGCUGGACGAGACUCGGGAGCAGCUACGCGCUCUUGAGAAGCGCUUGCAAAGCUCUGAGUCUUCGCAAUCCAAUACGCUGCGCCAGCGGGAGGAUGAGUUGCGCAAUGCGCAGCGCGAACUUGCGGACAAAGAUGGAGAAAUUCGUGCUCUUCAGGAGCGACUUUCAACGGCUCGUGGCAGCUGGGAUGAGGAAGCACAACAGAACGAUCAGCGCAUGCACGAGAAGGAUCAGUUGAUUCGAGAAAAGGAGAACCAGCUCAGGGAUAAAGUGCGUCUCAUUGAGGAGCGUGAAGAUGAGCUGUCAGAUCUUGAAAAGCGACUGCGCGAUACCGAAAAUGUGCGAGAUGAAGCUCUGCGAAAGCAAGGCAGUCGCUCUCACGAACUAGAGGACCAGCUACAGGAGUUGCAAGAGAAGCUGCGCAUGGCAAGUUCUAGUUCUCAAGCCAAGCUCAACGAAAAGGACGCUCUCAUACAAGCUCGCGAGGCCGAAAUGCAGUCCUUGCAAAGCCGCAUCAAUUCACUGCAGUCAGGCGACAGCGCUGAGCUGCGGAAGAAGAAUGAGCAAUUACAGCGGCUCGAGUCGGAUCUCAAGGCAAAGGAGCGGGAAAGUAGAGAUCAAAGCCACCAGAUCACUAGUCUCAAAUCUCGCUUGGGAGCUAUGGAGACUCCUUCAAAGAAGGAUAGUCUGAUCAAGCACCAAGCUGACCAAGUGCGAUCCCUUCAGCAAGAGCUCACGAAAUUGGAACAGGACAAGGAUGCCGAAUUGGAUGAGCUAGAUCAACAGCUUCAGACCCUUGAAGAUCAGAAUGCUGGACUGCAGCGCCAAGUGGAAACCCUGCGGAAGAAGAGCGAGGCUGCUGAUUGGGACCAAAGCUUGAUCGGCCACCAAGGUCACGAUCUCAAGGCCAAAGACGAGCUGAUUACUCGCCUUGAAGACGAGCUGAAUCAAUUCCAAGCGAAACUCCGAAAUGCCGUCGAGCAACGACAGUCAGACGUACGAGACUUGGAGCGCGAGCUGGAACUUGCACGAUCCUCUGGCAAAGGUAACGUUGAAGAUGCUCAGCGAAGGCUGAGGGCCUUGAAGUCUGAUCUUGAGACCCAACAUGCCGAAGCAAUCCAAGACCUGAAGGAUGAGAUGGAUGUCGUUGAAGAUGAGAACGACCGCCUCAAGGCAGAGAAGGUGAAUCUUGAAACUCGCAUCCAUGAGCUCGAGAAUGAGCUUGAGAAAGCUCGACGCGCCAAGGAGAACGGAACACCUGUACGUGAGCGCAACGACCUUCGUUUGAAGCUCAAGACCGUGGAGAAUGAGCGGGAGCGGUUCAAGACUGAAGCGAAGACCCUUGAGUCCGAGCUUGAACAGGCACUGCAGUCUCAAACAAGUGGCACACCCAUUCGCGAGCGAAAUGAAUUGCGUGGCAAGCUACGAGAAGCUGAGGCUAAGAUCGCCAAGUUCCAGGACCGGAUCGAGACUCUGGAGGCUGACUUGCAAUUUGUACAGCAGGAGAAGACGAUCGCUGAGGAGCGACAAGAUCUUCAUGAGCUGCUCAAGACCGCCAAGGUCGAAGAGGAGCAGGCACGCAUCGAGCUUAUCAAGCGAGACAAGAAGGAAGCUGCUGCGAGAAAGAGGGAGAGCGAGUUGAAGGCACAAUUGCAGAGCGCCAUCGCUGAUGCCGAAGACCUCCAGGCGCAAGCUACCGAACUCGAGAGCCAACUCCAGGCGUCUACGGCAAAGGAGCGCGAGCACCGCGCCCAGCUUAAGGACCUCAAGCUUGCAAAGACCCAGUUGGAGGAACUCGAGUUCCAACUGCAAGACCGCAAAGGCAGCUCUUCGGGUCAUGCCAGACGUGAAGCAGAACUCCGUGGCCAGCUCCGCGAUGCUCAGGCUGAUCUUGAGCGCCUGCAACUGGAUGCUGUUGAGAAGGACGACAAGCUCCAAGCAGCCUAUCGAAAGGAACAGGAACUACGUGAGCGUCUGCGACGAGCCCGAGCCGACGAUACCUUCCAGCUUGACCGGCAAGAUCUCCAAGCGCAACUGGACGAUGCGGACUUGGAACUUCAAGCAUUGCAGAAGCAACUCGCUGAGCGCAGCAGCAAGCUUCACGCAUCGUUGAAGCGCGAAUCGGAGCUCCGAACAAAAAUGAACGCCUUGCGUGCCGUGAAUGACAACGACAAGACGUUCGAUGAGAAACAACAUGCCGUCGCGACUGAGCAGAAACUCAUCUCCUCGCAAAAGAAGCACGAAGCCGAGCUCAAAGGCCUCGUCAAGCAGAUCCAAUACCUCCGAGCGAAAUUCACACGAGAAGAAAACUUCCGAGCGGAUUUGGUGUUUGUCAAGAAAUUCUUCACGAUGCAGAUUGGCAUGUAUAGUGCUUGGUAAGUUUUCCCCCCUUACGCUAGUCGAAAGCUAAGUGAGAACAUUACUGAUCUUUUCUACAGCAACAAAGUCGACCUGAAACUCUUGGAAGAAAUGGGUAUCACUCCCGAUCUGUCUGUGCGGGAGAAGAAGCCGAAGUUGAAGACGGUGGGUCUCGCUGUUUUGGCCGGGGUGAGGAUGCAGAAACUGGCGAAGCAGUGGAAGGGAAAUCAGGAAUUGCAUCGGCAGUUGGUGAGGAAAUUGGAAGGGAUGAAGGGACGGAAGGUUUCCUCUGGUGGCGGUGGUGGGAAAGUUGGAAAGUAA